AUGCCCAGCAAAACCCCUCACAGAAAUAAGAAGAAUUCAACUGACAAAGGACCCAAUGGCUCAAAAGACGUUGAAAUGAAGGACGAAGCCCAAGCUGCACAAAAGGGAAAUCUAAAGAAAGGUAAGGGAUCUGAAGAAAAGAUGACUGUUGUCGUGCAGCCAAGUAAGGCCAGCAAGUCUUCAACCCUGCCGACCAAAAAUACUGAGGAUGACAUGGUAAUGGAUGGUCUUGAGAACCAAUCUGUCGAUUCCAUAAAUGUUACCAAACCUGACCCAACAAUCAAAGUUGUUGCUGAUAUCAAGAGCUCCUUUCCACUCUUGGAACGUGCAGUCACCUUAUUUGAUGCUAGAUUUACUCUUCGGGCCUUAAGAUCGAUUUCUUCUAUUCGCAAACGUCUCUCUCCUGAUAUUCUUGCGCAAGUAAUAAUCGAAACAUAUCCUCCGAACAGCGCUGUCGCAAAGUCCUUGUUGGUAGCUAUUGAUAGAGAAUACGCGACUUUUAAGUCCAACAGUAAAGACAUGGAUAUAGACUCAGACUCCAAAAUUAAGUCUGGAAAAAAAGAACCCAAAGAAGUCAUCCCGGAAAUAGAUAUCUUCCUCGGAAUUCUGAUCCAAAUUUAUCUUCUGGAUAAUAAAAUUAUUCCAAGCGGCGCUCAAUUUUCUGCCUCUCUCGCCGAAUGGCUACAUUCUCUAAAUCGUCGAACGUUAGAUUCGCUCUCCGCCCGUGUAUAUUUUUAUUAUUCUCUUUUUUGUGAACAGAUGGCACCCUUACCUCCAUCUCCUUCAUCUCCAGUUAUUUCUAACAGAACCUCACUGCUAGCUGCCUUACGGACAGCUGUUCUACGAAAAGACAUCGACACUCAAUCUACGGUAAUCGUUCUUUUGCUCAGAAACUACCUUUCAACAUCCCAUAUAGGUCAGGCUGACUUACUCGUGUCACACACUCAAUUUCCGGAGAAUGCAUCUAAUAACCAAGUUGUAAGAUUUGCCUACUACCUUGGUCGUAUUCGGGCUAUACAAUUAAAAUAUACAGAGGCUCACUCUCAUCUAACUGCUGCCGUUAGAAAGGCCCCGACAAGCCCCUGCGCGGCAGGAUUUUCGCAGAGUGCACAGAAGCUUCUUAUCAUCGUAGAACUACUAAUGGGAGACAUACCUGACCGUGCUACUUUCCGUCUUUCAAGUAUGGAGCGGGCCCUUCAGCCAUACUUUCUCCUCGUGCAAGCUGUACGAGUGGGCCUCUUGGACGAAUUCGAGAUUGUUGUUCGAAAGUAUAGUGAAACUUUCCGACGAGAUGCUACCUAUACCCUAAUACUUCGCCUGCGACAAAAUGUCAUUAAGACUGGAAUCCGAAUGAUGUCUCUAGCCUACUCACGAAUAUCCCUCAGAGAUAUAUGCAUUCGUCUUAAGCUUGAAAGUGAGGAAAGCGCUGAAUAUAUUGUCGCGAAAGCAAUACGAGAUGGUGUUAUCGAAGCAAGCUUAGAUCGCGAACGAGGAUUCAUGAAAAGCAAAGAAAUAGGUGACGUCUACGCUACAAGUGAACCUGGAGAUGCAUUUCAUGAACGAAUCCGUGCUUGCCUAGCUCUACAUGAUGAGAGCGUUAAGGCUAUGCGAUUUCCCAUGAACCAGCACCGAUUGGAAUUGAAGAAUGCCCAAGAAGCUCGUGAACGCGAGCGUGAAAUGGCUAAGGAAAUUCAGGAUGGAGAAUUAGAUGAGGAUGAUUUGGGUGGCGAUUUUGAAGGGAUGUGA
Messenger RNA from Blumeria graminis f. sp. triticale, 1746 nucleotides. The record is from the annotation of a GenBank genome assembly. Lineage: Eukaryota; Fungi; Ascomycota; Leotiomycetes; Helotiales; Erysiphaceae.